CAGGACCUUCUCAGCAUUAUUCGAUGUUGUGGAGGUAGAAAUUCGUCGCAACAGGCAUAGGUUCCUGUGUCGCCUGGGUGGUCUCUUUUAAUCCAAACAUGUGCAUACCAUAGAGUAAUUACAGCUUUCUUAAUUUGCAGCUGUUGAAUCGUUCGUCCUCAUCGACGGCGCUAGUGUCGCAUGAUAUGGUAACUCGUUGGUCGAUUAGAGAUGUAAGUAAAUACAGUAAAAAAAGGUGGGACUGGGAUGUUGUUGUAAUUAGUUACUCGAUGAUGUUGCUGAUCUCGUUGUCACUCAAUUAAGUUUGCGGCCUCGUAUUGUUUCAACAGCCACCGUAAACGUAGUCGUACAUCUUGAUUGUUGUUUGGCGCGAUGAUUCUGAAAUCCAUGUUCAUCUACACAAAAUAGAUUAAGUUUGUUUUUGAAUGGUCAUUUAAGUACUCGCUUCCGUAAGUAAAGUUUGUUGUCUUUUUUAUACAUAGGAUCGUCAUCGUGUGCUGUAUAGACACAGUGGUGUAUCUGUAUGAUGUAGUAAAAAUAUGAAUACCUGAGACUCAUGCCUUGUGGUGGGUCGUGUGUUGUUUGGUCUCAAAAAAAGUAGUGCUAAAGCAAGAACAUGAGAGGUUAGAAGCAGAACAACAAGUUUAUCCUCCGGUGUCGCACUUUGGCAUGCCACAGCGCGACAUGAGUCAAGGAGUGCAAGCAAAAGGUGGCUCUCUAUUUGCUAGGGUGAAAUGAUUCCUAUCGAUAAAGGAGGAACACGACAUCAGGCGGAAAAGAGGCGAUCGUGGAGUAGAAGGAGAUCAUCACCAGAAUAAACGUAGAAGUAGUAGGGUCCACUUCACGAAGAUCUGGUAUAAGAACGACGACUCAUGAUCGAUAUCGAAGCUGGCGUAGUUCAAAACAAGAAGAAGAAUCAGAUCGUCUUUCAUUCCGAAGUUUGUGACACGGCCACUUGUUGACCUACUUCUACAACUACAACAAACUCCUGUAAGCGCUUCUAGUCCAUCAAUCUACGCCAGGGAAAAUGUCUGCUGAGCGAGCGCGUUGCGGCCCGGCCGUGCUCCGGGAGGCGUCGGAAACGGCACCGUUUCUGCGAGAUGCGCUCACUUCAUCCACUGCUUCAGGUGUCGAAAAUUCGAGAACAUCUUCAGAUGAGUUGCUACAACAUUCAAGCUUUAUGAAACUACAGCACAGUGUUGUUCAUCUUCAGGUGAAGACCUCGUCGAAGUAAGUAGUAGUUUUCCAAAAUCUCUACUUGCAUCUCUGUGUGACGAGGAUUACUUAUCGAGGAUGAUGUAAUUACCCCAAGUAGCAUGGCAUCAUGCUAUAUUUACCUACAACAUCUUUUUAUCUUAAUGCAGCGUUAGUGAAGGUAAACAACCUACAAUCUUCUAGUACUAGUGACUGAAGGUAAACAAAAGAUCAUCAUCAUCAUCAUCAUCAUCAUCAUCAUCAUCGUCAUCAUAUUUAUCUACAUCAACACUGUAACGCCUUUCAAUGUUGAAUCUUCCAAUAGCAAAGGAAUCUUUCGUAGAACCCUUUGUUUGAGCAGCAUUGUAUGUUCCAAUAUAAUUUCCAUGCUUCUAAGUCUUCACGCAGUGUCGCUAGUCGUCGAAGCUGUACCUCGAAUCUAUCCAGUGACGCCGAUGUCGCGACUGACGCUGGCGGUGUCACAACGCAUGUGGAAUACAAUAACAACGUCAUUAGAGCAUGGGUGUACACGCUUCUCAGCUUCGCCGUCGGCAUGGCCUUGGUGCACAUCACAAAGUGGAUUUAUGUGGUGUAUCACUUCAACCACGCUCUGUGGCUUACAGUCUCGCAUAUGGUUGCGACGUACCUCAUGUCAGUAAUCGUCGUUACCUUCUUCUCAGACUACUUUCCCAAGCGACGCCAACUCAACUUCAGGGAAUCCAUCUUCCUCGUCACGCCGUUCAGGUACUAUUUCAACUUGGUUUAUCCGCGUAGUUACACUAAUACUGCGACACUUAUUCUUCAUACUCCUGAUGCUGCGAUGAAAAACCUUCGAAAAUUCUUGAAGGAUCUUUUUUGUUUAAGUUUUUUACCUUCGAUGUGUUUUCAUAGGCUUGCUACUUGUAAUUACCGGGUCAAAACCCAUUCGAAGCUACUUAAUAAUGAACUUCCAAUAGGGAGUUGUGCUGCUCCUUUCGAGGUUUCUGUGGACGGCCGAAAGAGAUAGAAAAAAACUCUGGGAUAUUUCAACUUUUUUCGGCCGUCUCAGCAAGUUCUCCGUGGUUUCGCAGGGUUUCUCAGCACUUUUAAGAAGGCAUGUCUUCGAAUGGCCGAAAAAGAUAGAAAAAAUCCUUUCGAUAUUUCAACUUUUUUCGGCCGUCGUCCAAAGAACAAAUCGUCUGCUGUGCUUUCCUGGCAUCCAAUUUAUGUACUUCUUGGUAAUAAUUCAACUACCUCUUUUUUAUUCUUGGGACAAGAAUGUUCUACUAGAUGAAGAAGUAUCUAAUCAUGAUCUCUCUCAGGGUCCGGUUGUCUUUUCCACUUCAGCUUGAACACAAAUUUGCAUCGCUGUCGAUGAAAAAGUUGACCCCCGUUAAUCUCGAAUGACCAGAUUUGUUUUUUAUCGCCCCUUUCUAGCGCUAGAAGAAAAGCGAUCUGUAUGUCGCUGUCGCAGUGAAGUCAGUAUAAUUUAGUCGUGUUUUCUUUGAUUUGUAUGCUGAUGAAAAAGUUGACCCCCGUUAUCCUACAUUUCCAGGAUUUGUUUGAUGCCGCCGCCUUCUAGUGCUAGAUAAAGAACAGCCAAAAAGGCUGACAGCUAUCAAACUACAAGGCCUGUUUUUCGUUUUUGUUUCGAGUGGUCAUUUUUGGCAGUUGUGUUCGACGCCGAGUAGGCUUCGCUCCUUCACUUAUGUUUAUUAUACCCAAAAGAAAAAUCUUACACUCACUCAUUCACAGUUACGCCUUGUAUUAAAAUAAAUCUACAGUUUUUUGGGCGCUGCUUCGAUUGGGUGCGGGAACAUGGCCUUGGUGCACCUGUAUCCAUCGUUCCAUCAAAUGUUGCAGAACACAAGUCCAAUCUGGGCUGUCGUUUGCGCAAUGACGUUUGCAAGCAAGCGCUUCAACGAUGUUGCGUACAUGUCCCUCAUUCCAGUGUGCGUAGGCGGCGCGCUCGCAGCUUGGGGAGAACCUAGCCAGUUUGAAUGGGUAGAAGAACUGAUUUUACAUUUUUAACUAAACUAGAACCUGCACUUGUACUUGUUCGCUCUAGAAGUAAAACUUGUUCUUCAUGUAGUUCUUGAUUGUGAUCAUAUCGCAAAAUAGGGAACAAUGCAGUGCGAUAAUACUAUAUAAUUUUGAUUUGCCUUCCGAUAUUGAUAUCCAUAUGGUCCUUGUUUGAUGUGACUCAACAACAAGUAUGUUGGAUACAAUUCACAACGAACAGAUUGGCGUUGUGUUGUCGAUUGUGUCUUCUGUGCUGCGAGCUCUACGAGCGACUUUGCAGGGACUGCUAAUGCAGGGACAGGAAAAGCUGGAUUCCAUCGCAUUGAUCUAUUACUCCUCGCCUGUCAACGUUGCCAUAUUUCUGGUAUUAUAUAUAUAUAAGUCGUGGAUACUAGAAUGGACUACAGAAGAAGAAGCUAUGAUUUCAUUAUGAGUAAUAGAAAAAAAUCCUUUGCUCUCUGCUACAAUUCUUUUUACAUCUACAAAUUGUUGCUGAUAAAUUCAGCUUGCUUCGCUUGUGAUCGAAGGGAGCGCUCCUUGGGUCGAGAUUUUAGAUGUGCCAAUGUCGGGUAUUCUUUGGAUUUUACUGGCGGCAUGUUGCGCAGCGUGCUUCAACCUGUUGGGGUAUUUGAUCCUCGGCUACAUGGGCGCAGUAGGUGCCAUGGUCGUCGGAAAUCUGAAGACGCCCACAUCCAUCGUGACAUCGUAUCUGGUGUUUGGGAACGGGAUCACCACAAUUCAAGUCUCCGGCUUCGUCAUGGCAGCUGUCGGCACAUACAUAUACUUAUGACCAGCAAGAACAAGAAGAAGAAAAUCAUGAACACGAUGUUUCUUGUAAGGAUCUUGUACUUGUUUUGGCCUUAUUAGAAGCUUGUUAUGGACGAGGUUCAGGUUUCCUCGUUAAAACAAAAUUUCAACAACAACAACAACAACAACAACAACAACAACUACAUUUGCUUAAAACUAAAAGAAGUCUGCGUCCUACACCUUUAAUGAAUUCAGCUCAUGGGCACGAGGUAAAAAUGGUAGAGGACGCUGCGCUAGCCACGAAGGACCUUGUGGAGAAGAAGCGCCCCUUGCGUGUGGAAGAAGGAGUGGAUACGGUUGAGCGCGCACGACUAAACCUCAGCACCACGAGUGCGACUGAUAUGGCUUAUCUCGUAGUACAUCUACAGGAUAUGGACGAAGUCGAAGUAGAAAUAAUAUCUUCUAACAUGAUCAUAGAUGAUUUCCUAAUUUUUGCUCGCUAACUCUACUAUAUAUAAAAUAUCAAUAUUGAAUAUUGAUAUUUUCUGAAAAAGAAUUUUAUCUUUUAAUUCAUCUCAACAUGAACAUCAAGAAGAUUCUCAUUCUUCUGCUCAAGUUAUGUUGAGUUCCAGUAGUGAGAUCCAAUACAACGCAAAUCGUGAGUGUACAAUCCACCAUGUUGUUGUCGAAUUGAUGACUCUUACUGCUCAACGUCGUGGUAACUCGUUCCAUUUCCAAUAUUUCUAAUUCUUCUUUUUCUGUUGUGAGCAGCAGUGGCCGAGCAUUGUCUCUCGGAGGUAAUUCCGAUGCUGACCCACUUGAAGUUGUUAUCCGGGAUGAUGCCACUUCUGAGCCGGAAGAUGCACAUGUGAUUGGCAUUCGAAGUGUUUCGACGUCGACUUCGAGCAGAGGUAAAAGAGAUGCCAAAAAGAGUAGUCGGCAUGAAAAGAAAACAGCAAGUUCGGACGACAGCACUAGCGUGUCUGGGUCUGGCGGUUCGGGGACGAGUGGUCCCGGGAAACAAGUAACCGCGUGCGAAAGCGAAGAUGAUAUUGAUAGUGACGACAGCGUUGAGCUCAGAUCCUCAACAUCAGGAAACUCGAGCAGAUCCAGAUCUGCUGGUGCUCUCUCAACGAGCUGCUACGGCGCGCUUUUGCACGAAGAAACAGUAGCACUAGACGAGGUAGAGCAAGACAUCGGAGAUAGCGAAGCCGAGGACUCUUCACACUUCAGUACAACUGCUGCAACUAUUUACAAGAAGAAUCAAGACGUCGCCCUCGCCAUCGAAUUCGAAGUCGACGAACAACAUCAACAUGAUCAAGUCCUUCUAGCCGCGACUACUUCUAGUAGUGAAGAAAGGUCAACAUCUAUGGAUGUAAAAACUGUACUCAUUCUCAAAAACGAGACUAAAAACUUUUUUUAUGUUGAGACUUCACCGGUUGGCGGGCAAGCCACAACGAGGGCCGAGCGCCGGACUUGUAGCAAGGGCACACACGUCGUGGCGCGCGAACCCCAAAGAAAAGCCAACCAAAACCACCAAAAGCGACACAAACCAACCCAGGAAUCGGACGCCAGGGACCCGCCGUCUGCACUCUGACGCCAAGGAAGCGGCACGCGGCUCCUGGGAGCAAUCUACCAAAGCAGCGCAAAAUAGGCACCAACACCCGGCGAAACGGAGGCAGGAGUGGGCGCCGCGCUGCGGACCGAGAAGGCACUCAGCCACAGAGCCAGCAGCCGCCGCCGCCUGUCAGGUCUCGGAGCCCUUCAGCAGAUUCACCCAAGAGCUGCGUCAAGGGUAUCGGGCCCUACUGGAGCACAAACCAGGUGGCGGAUUCCAGUGCUGGAGAGGCUCGAGGGGUGAACUAAAUUGCAUCUUUUUCCCAACGUCCGCGUCUCAGGUGUGUCCUAACCCUCAAAAUUCAAAGGCUGAGAAAAAGAUGCAUUUUAGUUCGUACAUAGGCGGAAUCCAGUGGGAAAAGGCUCGCGAAGCUUGUCCAGAUUUGCACGCGCUGGAGCCUUCCCAAAUCUGGACCGCUCUCGGGAGCUUCCUCGCACUAGGUUCCUGCUCUCUUUGAAUUAAAAUGGGCAAUCUUCUCAACGUCUGGAUCUGAGGGGUUGAGUCACACCCCAGACGCAGGCGCUGCGAAAAGUAUGCAAUUUAAUUCAAAUCUCUUGAGAAGGUACAACAACACACGCGCACCAAGUCCCCAAGAGGGUCGCGCAGCGUCGCCGCUGUGCGCCGCCCUCCGAGGGGUGCUGCCUGCGUGGCUCUUGACUACUCCAAGAGUGGGCCUUGUUUCUCUUGGCAUAGCAUCGCUACGAGCUGUCUGGCGUGUGCCUCGUCACCAGCGACGCACAUGAGCACCGGCACCCGCCGCGCGUGUGUGCGGGUGACUCCCAAGGGCAGCAAGGUGAUGGCUUGGCGCCCGAGCCGCAGGAAGUGAGCGCAUGGCGCCCUUGUUCUUGGGCUGGCAUGUGUCGCUUUGGGUGGCUUUGUUGGACCUCUCUCCUGGGUUUCCCGUGCCACGCCGGCUUGCCCCCUCGCCGUAUGGAUUGCGCCCGGCGCCGGUUGUGAGUGGCCAGCCAAGCGGCGAAAUCUCAACACGCGAAAAAUUUUUGAGUCUCGUUUCCGAGAAUGAGUACAGAUUUUUCUUCCAUAACAUCAGCCUGCUCCACAUCGCGCGACUCCUCGAUGGAGGAAGGAUGGACAAGAACGUCAACCGCGAAUCAUCAGCGCAAGAGUCACGGAGACCUUGUUUCGUCUGAUGUGGCCCCUGGCGCAGCAACGGAAAAUAAAACCUUCACUACUUCUCCAGGAAGUUGUGAAAUAGAGUCUUUGGCGCGAGGAAAUGUUGCACCUACUAGUAAAAACAGUUAUCAAUCGGCAGCUGGAUCACAAAAUCGCUGGGGUACAAGGGCAAAGAAGUGAGUUUGUGCCUAUUGAAACUUCUCCCUAAAAAGCAUCUCAAUCCAAGAUGGUGCAGCACAUGCUAGUACUUCUCAGUAGAGGACGACAAGAGAACUUUGGAGUUCUUCUUGUCCGUCUCGUUCACAUCCUGAUAUCAUCUAGUCUUUCAUAACAUUGCUUUCCCGUAUUUUUCCGCGUACGACAACACUUAUGUCACAAGAGUAGAUCGCGAGAAGUUCUGCGACAAGGAGAAAAUGUUUGUCGUGGAUACCAGUAGACGAGGUGGUACACAGUGACAGUAAGAUAGAAACCAACAUGAACUACAAACCUUGUAUAGAAGCUUUUUUUCCAAACACUUGUGAUGUUUUUAGUUGUGCGACCACGAAGUUGUAGUUGAAAUUUUUGACCAUAAGUACUUAUUUCUGUUAGGCAUUUUCAUGCAUGUUCGUUUUUUAAUCAUUCAGUAUGACAGCACACGGAAGUACAAGACAACAAGAGCGGCACCAAUGAACUACAGACUUUUAGUAGAGGGGAGGCUGGGACAACGGAGUGUCUGCCGAUGCCGCAAUACGAUAAGAAGCAGCGCUAGUCUACUAAGCAAGUAGUAUGGUUUCUACAACAAACGGAGACACAAGGCAGGAGCGGGACGAGGUACCAAGUGCAUUACAUCAUAGAACAAUUGUGCAACAACACAUUGAAGAACAAUGUAGUUUUUUGUAUUCGAAUUUGUGGUCGUAGCACCAUCUACCGUAGUGUCUCUUCGUUGUUGUCGCAGCAGUUGUCGGACGUUUCUGAUUGUUUCAGUCUUCCCAGAAGUCUACAACAUAAUUUCACUGUCUCGAAAGCUGGGCCUGCUAC
Amoebophrya sp. A25 is the source of this 7708-nucleotide messenger RNA. NCBI's taxonomy places the organism in Eukaryota, Dinophyceae, Syndiniales, Amoebophryaceae. The record is from the annotation of a GenBank genome assembly.